GUUUCGCGACCUGUUCUGUCUAUCCAUUUCUAACCGGGCAACACACGAUGGCAGGCGACAAGCUGUUUCUGUACUGGGGUUCGGGCAGCAUCCCCUGCUGGAAGGCUAUGUUAGUUUUGGAAGAGAAAGGUUUCCACGGUUACAAGAACAAGCUGUGCUCGUUUCAGAAGAAGGAGCACAAGACUGACGAAAUACUGGCUUUAAAUCCCCGAGGUCAGCUGCCGACUUUUAAAGAUGGCGAUAUCGUCGUGAAUGAAUCGAAUGCCAUCAUGGAGUAUCUAGAGGCGACCUACUCAGACCAAGGCCUGAAGCUGUUACCGGCCGACCCUGCGGGAAAAGCUCAAGUUUUCCAAGUCGUAAAUGAGCUGUCCAACCUACAGACGACACUGAAUACAAAUUAUGUUUACUACAAGUUCCAUACUCCAAAGGACAAGUAUGAUGUGGACCUUCUGAAGGAGAGAGCUGAGAAGUGUAGAACGGAGCUGGCCUUCUGGGAGGCCAGACUUAAAAAGGCUGGUCCUAAUACAUUUGCUGCGGGAUCAACAUUCACAUUAGCCGACUGCGCUUUCUUCCCUUACGUCGCUUUUGCCAAACGAGUUGGACUGCAGCUGGAGAAAUGGGCGGCCAUAGAAGCUUAUUACAAGAAGAUUGUCGAACGUGCCAGUGUCAAGGCCACGUGGCCUCCGCACUGGACGGAAAAUCCCGAAGGAGACAAAUCAAUUCUUGGCGACAUCUAGUGUGUGAAGAAUAAAGAGAGAUAACUGCUAUUUUAGCGAUAGACCUAUUAUACUAGUAUAUAAAAGUUGCUUACUAUAGUAUUUUGAUUGAUGCUUGUGAACAAUCGGGGGGGGGGGGGGG
Gigantopelta aegis is the source of this 858-nucleotide messenger RNA. Its product is annotated as glutathione S-transferase A-like. The transcript is spliced from 6 exons. The coding region runs from base 48 to 737 and encodes 229 amino acids. The record is from RefSeq and is a predicted model, not a curated record. Lineage: Eukaryota; Metazoa; Mollusca; Gastropoda; Neomphalida; Peltospiridae.